AUGGCUUUAUUCGAACUGCAGCAGGAAAACGGAAGGUUCUCGAAGGCUGAAGAUGGCGAGCGGGCAUCGGCGGCGGCUCGGGCUCGGAGGAGCGGCGGCGGCGGCUCUGUCCCUGUGCCUGUUGGCUUUCGCCUCGGCGUUGACGGCGAGCGUCGAGGCGGCGGAGGAGAAGGCGGCGGCCGAGGAGGAGGGGGGGGGGCCAUCGACACGUCGAAGUACCACUCGUACGACGAGCUGACGGCGCUGCUGAGGCGCUUGGCCGACGAGCACUCGUCGAUCGCCAGGCUCUUCAGCAUCGGCCGGAGCGUGCAGAACAGGUCGCUGUGGGUGAUGGAGAUCUCCAGCGCGCCGGGCCUGCGGGUGGCCGGGAAGCCCAAGUGCAAGUACGUGGGCAACAUGCACGGCGACGAGACGGUGUCCCGCCAGGUGCUGGUCUACCUGAUCGAGUACCUGCUCGGCCGCUACGGGCCGGACGAGCGGGUGAGCCGGCUGGUCAACGGCACCGACAUCUACAUCGUGCCCAGCCUGAACCCGGACGGCUUCGAGAAGUCGGUGGAGGGCGACUGCGACGGCGCGAGCGGCGGCCGCAACAACAGCGGCAACCGGGACCUGAACCGGAGCUUCCCCGAUCAGUUCGCCGGCGACCCCGAGGGGAAACCGGAGGACGUCCCCGAAGUGAAGGCGAUGAAGGAGUGGAUCAAAGAAAACAGGUUUGUUCUUUCUGGGAAUUUCCAUGGUGGCUCUGUGGUGGCCAGUUAUCCUUAUGAUGAUUCUGUAAAUCACGUGCUGAAUGGAUAUUACAGCAAGUCCCCCGACGACGAGGUGUUUAAAUACCUGGCAAAGAGCUACGCCUCCAAUCACCCAUUGAUGAAAACUGGCAAACCGAAUUGUGAUUCUUCUGAAUCUUUUGUCGAUGGGAUCACUAAUGGAGCUUAUUGGUAUGAUGUAUCUGGAGGAAUGCAAGACUACAAUUAUUUGCAGGGAAACUGCUUUGAGAUCACACUUGAACUUACUUGUUGUAAAUACCCACCCGCCAACACUCUUGCUGAGGAAUGGAAGAAUAACCGUGAAUCCCUUCUAACCCUGCUUGAAAAGGUUCAUAUUGGCAUUGCAGGAUUUGUCAACAAUGGUCAGCUUGGCCAAGGAAUUUCUAAUGCAGUCAUCGCAGUUGAUGGCAUUGAUCACAAUAUUACAACGGGUGACUUCGGCGACUUUCAUAGAUUGCUUGUACCAGGGGUCUACAACAUAUCUGCUGAUGCACCAGGCUACAUACCUGCCACUAUCAAUGUUGAAGUCCGUGAAGGCCCAGCCACGCAAGUUAAUUUUACACUUCAGCCCAUGGUGACUGCAGGAAAUCACCCUGUUGAGACUACAAUCACCGUGGCCACCUCCACCAUGUUUGGGAUAGAAACACCGACAACAAAAGACAAGUUGCAACCAAUACCCAAAGAGCCAGAGACUUCCAGGCACCACAACUAUGCCGACAUGGCGAUCUUCCUGAGGAAAUAUUCAACAGAAUAUCGAGAAAUCACACGCCUGUAUUCAGUUGGGAAAUCUGUGGAGAAACGGGAGUUAUAUGUCAUGGAAAUAUCUGACAAGCCCGGCAUUCAUGAAUUGGGUGAACCUGAAUUCAAAUACAUUGGAAAUAUGCAUGGGAAUGAGGUGUUGGGGCGCGAGCUCCUACUAAAUCUUAUCGAGUACCUCUGCAAAAAUUACGGAACUGAUCUCGAAGCCACCACUUUAGUGAAUAAUACCAGAAUCCAUAUCAUGCCUUCCAUGAAUCCUGAUGGAUAUGAAAUAUCAACAGAAGGGGAUAAGUCCAGUGUGAUAGGUAGAAACAACAGCAACAACUUUGAUCUCAAUCGCAACUUUCCUGACCAGUUUGUUAAUAUCACUGAUCCACGACAGCCAGAAACCAUAGCCGUGAUGAACUGGAUGAAUGAGAAUCCUUUUGUAUUGUCUGCCAACUUACAUGGCGGUUCGCUGGUUGUGAAUUACCCCUAUGAUGAUGCAGAGGGUAUUACACUGUACAGUAAGUGUCCGGAUGAUGCCAUCUUCAGACAGCUGGCAAUUUCGUUCUCAAAGGAAAAUAAGCAAAUGUAUGGAGGCCACCCAUGUACAGAUAUGUAUCCCAAUGAAUAUUUUAGUCAAGGAAUCACAAAUGGUGCACAAUGGUACACUGUACCAGGUGGCAUGCAGGACUGGAGUUACCUUCACACAAACUGUUUUGAAGUCACCAUUGAACUGGGCUGUUUUAAGUUCCCCCUUGCUGAGGAUCUACCAAAAUAUUGGAAGCAAAAUAAAAGGUCCCUCCUCCAGUUUAUGAAACAGGUCCACAAAGGUGUGAAAGGAUUUGUACUUGAUGGCUCAAACAGAAAGGGGAUUUUCAAUGCCACCAUCACUGUGGCUGAUGUGAACCACCCGAUCAAGUCAGCAAAGGACGGAGAUUAUUGGCGUCUACUCGUCCCUGGUGUCUACAAAAUCACAGCUUCAGCUCGCGGGUACCUCCCAAUGACAAAGAAUGUGACUGUAAAGGAUAGACAAGCUGUAGAAGUCAAUUUCACUCUUUCACGUGUUACGGAUUACAAAAUCAACAGUCACGUCGAAGUGUCCAUCAACUCCUCAGCAGGGUCGGAGGAGGAGUUUAACAAACUGGUAAAGAAUCUGUCCUCUAAGGAAGGAUUGAACAACUUGAUUUUAUCUUCACCCAUCAACCUCAAUCUGUAUCGCUACCAUGACUACAAAGACCUCUCGGAAGUUCUACGAGGCUUGCACAACAACUACCCAGGGAUUACAAAAUUGAGGCGACUGGGGCAGAGUGCAGAAUAUCGGCAGAUUUGGGCCCUGGAAAUCUCAAACAAACCCAAGGAGGUUGAGCUGGCAGAACCAAAGAUUAAGUUUAUUGCUGGAGUUCACGGCAACGCUCCUGCUGGUUCCGAGCUACUGCUUGCAUUUGCAGAGUUCCUUUGCAUUUUGUAUGAGAAAAAUAACGCCAUUACUAAGUUGAUCAAUGAGACGAAGAUUGUGAUUGUACCAUCAGUCAAUCCCGAUGGCAGAGAAAUUGCACAAGAAGGACGGUGCACGUCUAAAGUUGGACUAACAAAUGCACAUGGCAAGGAUUUGGACAAGGAUUUCAAAGGAAACUCUACAGAACAAUUAGCGGCCAUGCAACCUGAGACUAGAGUGAUUGUUGAAAACCUGAUCCUUAACCAAGGCUACACACUGUCUGUUGUUUUAGAUGGUGGCUCUCUCCUGGCUACUUACCCUUAUGAUAAGCCUGUGCAAACUGUGGAAAAUGAGGAAACAUUGAAAUAUUUGGCAACUGUGUAUUCUACCAACCACCCAAGAAUGCACUUGGGCCGUCCUGGCUGCCCUAAUAACACAGAAGAAAAUAUCCCUCAUGGUGUUCUGCGUGGGGCUCAGUGGCAUGGUCACAUGUUCAGCAUGAAGGAUUUCAGUGUCACUUAUGGCCACUGUCCUGAGAUCACAGUUUACACGAGCUGCUGUAAUUUCCCACCAUCAAAAGAUCUCCCUGCACUUUGGAAUGAGAACAAGAAAGCUUUACUCAGCAUGCUUGUUGAGGUUCAUAAAGGGGUGCGUGGAAAGGUUACUGACACAACUGGCAAACCCAUUCCGAAUGCAUUGAUUAUUCUGAAUGAUGGUAUUAAAGUACUGACUUCAGAGGGUGGCUACUUCCAUGUUCUGCUCGCUCCGGGACCUCACGACAUUGAUGCACUAGCAGAAGGAUACAAGCACCAACGCAAACAGGUAUUUGUGUCAUCAUACGAAUCAGCUAGCUCUUUGGUAAUAGUUGUUGAAGUGGACAACAAAUUGUUUGGUCUACCCAGAGAACUAGUUGUGACAGCAGCAGGUGCAUCAAUGUCAGCGAUUUUUGUGACCGCCUGCAUUGUAUGGUGCGUCUGCUCUAUUAAGUCAAACCACCAGAAGGAUGGCUUCCACCGCUUGAGGCAGCAUCGGGACGAGUACGAAGAUGAGAUCCGAAUGAUGUCCAUGGGCUCAAAGAAAUCCCUUCUCAGUAGCGAGUUCCAGGAUGAAACGGACAGUGACGAAGACACUUUAUAUGUUAAUAAACAUUAGCACAUCAAGUCCGUUCCAUUGGCUUGGCAAUAAUGAUCAUUACCUUUUGCCAAGAACACCUUCUGCUCCUGGCCUUGAAUUGAGCAAAACCUCCCAUGGAGAGGAAAUGCUUGAACUACUGUAACGACUCGAGUGGAAAUCUCCGGGUGUUGUUUCAGUGACAUUCACGAUUGCCCUUUUUGGAAGAGUAGAAUGUUGCGAGAUUGAGUGACAGCUCUCACCGUCACUUAAAUAUUGCACAUAUCCUAACCCGACAGUCGAUUUGCACUGUAGCUUAACGGUCAGCCAUGCAAAGAAUGUUAGAGUAACUACCACCUGAGCCUCUGUCUAUCAAGUACUGAAAAACUGUACCAUUAUUAAAAGCUGCAGGGUAACUUUGUUUUUAAUAUAUAGGAAAGCAAAAGAUGCACAAUUUCCUUUUUCUAACCUCCAGCCAUUUCGUAAUUCUCCUUUUGGAGGGUGAGCUGUAUUCUCUGCAAAUGUAGUUUUGAAAAGAAAUGGAGUGGAAGUGAAAUUGCACUUUUAAAGCUGUGGCAUUUUAAAGUGUAAUGCACUUCAAUCAAAGAUAUGCUGCAGCUUUGUUUGGUGUAAGAGUAUUACAGAGGUAAGGGGUGUGUGUGUGUUAGUGUGUCUGUUAUUCUCUCCCCCCCCCAUCCCCUUUCCCACUCCUCAUUAGAAAACUUCAGGAUUCUAGUGUUUAAAUGAGCAUUUUUUCUGCUUCAAUGCUCUGAAGUUGAUUCUAAUUCCAGAAACACCAGCAAUUUAAAAUUGCAGUGCAAAUCUACCCGAGCGCUGCUAAGUGUUGCAUCAUUCAAAACAAUGCAGGAGGUGAUUGUGAAGAAGUGAAUCCAGACCAUUUGUUCUUAAACGAUGCGUUUGCUUUCAUUUUUGUCACAAUGAACACUGGUACUGUGUACUGUUUUUUUUUUGAAUAAUGGCUUUUUGGGGGGAGGGGGAAUGGGGGAGAAAGGAUGACGAGAAUGGGCUAAUUAGACCUUCCUGGAAAUGGUAUCAUCUGCUCUUUCCUGGUCACUGAUAAUUAUUUUUUAAAAAUUAGCUUUGUUUUCUUAUAUAUAUAUAUAUAUAUAUAUAUAGGACGUUUUUCCACAACUGUCAUCCUUAUUUGCAACUUCAUAACAAAACUGCAGAAAUACCGAUUUGUAGACCAGCUUAAAAUCUACAUUUUAACUUUUUACUGUAAAAAUGAAGUACUGUUACACAGUGUAGAUAAGAGGUUGCUUUCAGGUGAAUAACGACAGAAGAGGUGGCUACUGAAAAGAGACUUCAACAUCUUACGUUUGAAGCACAUUUUUCAAAAUUUUUAUAGUCCUGCCAUUUGGCAUGUCGUUCUUUUCAAAAUACCGAGGCGAUGUGGGUGACAGUUCAUAUAAUAAUGGACUCUGCGUGUGUGCGAGAGUAUGUUUGCGUGAAUGUUUUGUUGCGUGCCACUGAAUGUAUACCUGGAUUGCCUAAAUACAGUAUGAUGAUCACCAGAAAUACAGCAUUGCCAAAAACACCUGAUUUUUUUUGUAUAUUAGUUUACUCAUUAAAUACUUUCUGCUGGAAUUUUAGCCCCAUUGUGGUGUUGGAGAAUUAUUUUAAAUAUUAUAAUCUUCACUCGUUCAUUUGUACUUUCUUUCGCACAGGAUUGUUUUGUCAAGAUUUGUGUAUUUAAUUCUAAAUACUGUGACUUUAACUGGAUAUCAGUGAAAAGGUUUGGCGUCUGAAAAUAAAUAUUUCAUCAAGCACA
Messenger RNA from Callorhinchus milii (elephant shark), 5848 nucleotides. RefSeq names its product carboxypeptidase D. Gene Ontology annotation, biological process: proteolysis. Lineage: Eukaryota; Metazoa; Chordata; Chondrichthyes; Chimaeriformes; Callorhinchidae. Gene Ontology annotation, molecular function: zinc ion binding; metallocarboxypeptidase activity. The record is from RefSeq and is a predicted model, not a curated record. The transcript is spliced from 22 exons. The coding region runs from base 1 to 4098 and encodes 1365 amino acids.